AAAAUACACACAAGACUUCUCUCAACUGUCAUCAGAUUUUCUCUCACUUUCCCCCUCUCCAAACACCCAAUAUUAAUUCAGAACCCCAAAUUAAUUACUACCCCCAUAUAUGUCAUCAAGAGAUGAUCAUCUUCACCUCACACAAAGUCCAUCAAAACAUCGCGAGGGAGGAGGAGAAGGAGUAGUUGAGCCAUCAGACGGCUGCCACGAUGAAGAGUGCAAAACUCCAACUUCCAGUGAUUACAAGAUCCCAACCGUUAGAAGCUGCCCCCCGACGCCGAAGAAGAAAGUGAUCAGACUGAAUAAUAUGAAGAAGAGAAAACCAUCGGAGAUGAUGUUCUUCGAGACUACGGGAAGAGAAGAGGUAGAGUCUUUUUUCAGAUCAAACCUUGUUGAAGAUAUUUCCAGGAACAUUAAGAAAAGAUGUAAGAGUGUUUGAAAACUCUCUUCCCCCUUACACUAUUAAUUAUUUACUCUUCAUGUGUUAUAUUUAUAUGUAUAUGAUGCGCUCCUACGCAGAUAACUAUAUAUAUCUUCGAAUGUUCCAUUCCCUUUAUAAUUGAAUAAUACUACUUGUUCUAU
Rubroshorea leprosula is the source of this 582-nucleotide messenger RNA. Lineage: Eukaryota; Viridiplantae; Streptophyta; Magnoliopsida; Malvales; Dipterocarpaceae. The record is from the annotation of a GenBank genome assembly.